This is a messenger RNA of Cladophialophora immunda, 3920 nucleotides long. Its product is annotated as translation initiation factor aIF-2. Gene Ontology annotation, molecular function: translation initiation factor activity; GTPase activity; GTP binding. NCBI's taxonomy places the organism in Eukaryota, Fungi, Ascomycota, Eurotiomycetes, Chaetothyriales, Herpotrichiellaceae. The record is from RefSeq and is a predicted model, not a curated record. The coding region runs from base 306 to 3614 and encodes 1102 amino acids. The transcript is spliced from 3 exons.
CACUACCAUUCCCUUCUGCUUCUUUGUCACCUUAGUUACCAUCACACCCAGUAUUCACAACCUGUUAAAUCCGGUUUCCACUUACCGGUCUUCGUUAGAUAUUGUGGCAAAGAACCAAAAAGACCCAAUCCCUUGGGGCCAAUAGCCAUCUUUCGCUUCUACGCUUCUACGCUUCUACGCCACCAUUCACUGAAGAGCCUCCCCGCCUACCUUGACAAAACCUGCACACGACUUUAUGUCGCCGCCUCUAAACCGUGAACGCUUCAUAUCCUUAAGACCCAUCCCCCAACACAACCAGCAUUACAAUGGCGCCUAAAAAGAAGGGCGGCAAGAAGCAGGCCGACGAUUGGGAGAACGAGCUCGGUGAGACUGUCGACCCGAUCGCUCAGGCCACCGAAGAUGCAAAGAAGGCAGAGACAGAGAAUGAUGCUGCGGAAGAGAUGAACGGCGGCGGUGGUGGAUUGAUGGCGGCUCUGCGCAAGAACAAAGAUAAGCGUGCAAAGAAAGGCAAACCCGUCAUCAAUGACUUUGUCGAAGGUGAAGAUGCAGAUGGUGUAGCCCCAGCCCAGCCCGAGAACGACCUGGAUGCGAAAGCACCGACUGAGGCGACGUUUGGCGAUGACGAUGACGUCUUUGCCGGCAAUGCACAUAAGAAGGCUAAAGGAGGCAAGAAGCAGCAAGACAAGGACGAGCCCCCUGCUCCCACGGAGGAUGGUGAAGACGCUGGCGAUGGUGGUGGAGUGAAGUCAAAGAAGGAGAAAGAACGUGAGAAGAAGGAACGUGAGAAGCAGAGAAAGAAAGAACAGGCUGCGAAGAAAAAGGCUGUCGCCCCGGCAUCAGGUCCCAAGGAUGAGGAAGAUAAGCCCGCCGUGCCCGAAAAAGCCGAAGCUCCCGUCGCCGCACCAGAGAAAGAAGACAAAUCCGGCAAGAAAAGGAAGAUCCCUGCACAUCUCGCUGCGAUCCAAAAGCAGCAAGAAGCCCUUGCUAAACAGCGAGAAGAACAGGCCAGGAUAGAAGCCGCGGAAAAAGCCGCUGAAGAAGAGCGCCUAAGAAAGGAAGCCGAAGAGGAGAAGAAGAAAGCCGAGGCGAGACAACGAAAGAAGGAAAAGGAAAAGGAGAAGAAAGAACAACUGAAGAAAGAAGGCAAACUCCUCUCCGAAGCCGACAGGAAGAGGAAGCAGCAACAAGAUCUUCGCCUUAAGCAACUACUUGAAUCUGGCGUCAAAGUUGCAGGCUUGACCGAAGGCAUCGAAGAAAAGAAGAAACCUGCGGUCGACAAGAAACGAAAGGGUCCGAAGAAGGAGGAAAUUGACCUCGAAGCUGCUGCUGAAAGAGCGAGACAGGAGGCAGAGGCAGCCGAGGCAGAACGCCAACGUCUAGCCAAGGAAGCCGAAGAAGCCGCCGCCGCCGCCGCUGCUGCAGAAGCAGAGGCUGCGAAGCAGGAAGAAUCUUCCGAGCUUGACGAUUGGGAGAAGGCUGCCGAUGAGGACGUAAAGGAGAGCUGGGAUGCUGCGUCCAGUGACGAAGAAGAUGAAGCCGAAGGUGCGCCCAAAGCAGCUGCAAACGGAAGCGCUUCCAAGACGCAUCCCACGACCGCCACCAAUGGAGCCGUGACCAAGUCAACCACAACGUCGAGCCUGCCAAUGAGGGAUUCAGGGCCCCCGCCAAAGGAGAGACCUAUCGAAUCCGACACGGAAUCCGAGGAGUCAUCCUCAGAAGAGGAAGGCACAGCUACGCAACGAGCACUGGCGAAGAAGAAAGCCGAAGCAGCUGCCAGAAGAGCAAAAGCUCACGAAGAAGCGCUCGCUGCCCGGUCCAAAGAUAAUCUUCGUUCACCUAUCUGCUGUAUCCUGGGUCACGUCGACACUGGCAAGACGAAGCUCCUGGAUAAAAUUCGACAAACAAAUGUGCAAGAAGGUGAAGCAGGUGGUAUCACACAGCAGAUCGGUGCGACUUACUUCCCCGUUGAUGCUCUGAAACAGAAGACCGCUGUUGUCAACAAAGACGGCAAAUUUGAGUUCAAAGUGCCUGGACUGUUGGUCAUCGACACUCCUGGUCACGAAUCUUUCUCCAACCUCCGCUCUCGCGGUUCCUCGCUUUGCAACAUUGCCAUCUUGGUCGUCGAUAUCAUGCACGGCUUGGAGCCACAGACAUUGGAGUCGAUGAAACUCCUUCGCGACCGCAAGACACCGUUUAUCGUGGCUCUCAACAAGAUUGACCGUCUCUAUGGCUGGAAGAAGAUCGACAACAAUGGCUUCCAGGACAGUCUCGCUUUCCAGUCCAAGGGAGUAGUGGCUGAGUUUGAGAGUCGACUUGCCGAAACCAAGCUUGCCUUUUCCAAGGAGGGAUUCAACUCCGAGGUCUUCUACGAAAACAAGGACAUGCGCCGAUACGUCUCACUGGUGCCAACUUCCGCACACACAGGCGAAGGCAUUCCGGAUCUGCUCAAGCUUCUGGUGUCGUUGACCCAGGAACGGAUGACGACCAGCUUGAUGUACUUGUCUGAGGUGGAAUGUACGGUGCUUGAAGUCAAAGUGAUUGAAGGCCUCGGUACCACGAUUGAUGUGGUACUGUCGAACGGAGUCCUCCACGAAGGGGACCGGAUUGUGCUCUGUGGCACCGAUGGGCCAAUUGCCACCAAUAUUCGGGCGCUUCUAACACCUGCUCCGCUCAAGGAACUGCGCCUCAAGUCGCAAUAUGUGCACAACAAAGAAUGCAAGGCAGCCCUAGGUGUCAAGAUCGCAGCCAAUGACCUGGAAAAGGCCAUUGCGGGUUCUCGAUUGCUCGUGGUCGGCCCCGAGGAUGACGAGGAAGACUUGAUGGAGGACGUCAUGGCGGAUCUGCAAAGCCUUCUCAGCAAGAUAUCCAAGGACAACCGAGGGGUCAGUGUCCAGGCUUCUACUCUGGGCUCUCUGGAGGCAUUGCUGGAAUUCUUGAAACAGAGCAAGAUCCCCGUCGCAAAUAUCGCCAUCGGGCCGGUGUACAAGCGAGACGUCAUGAUGGCGGGUACCAUGCUGGAGAAGGCGAAAGAAUACGCGGUGAUGCUUUGCUUCGACGUCAAGGUCGACAAAGAGGCACAACAGUACGCAGACGAGAACGGCAUCAAGAUCUUUACCGCGGAUAUUAUCUAUCACCUGUUCGAUGCCUUUACAAAACACAUGGAGGAAUUGCGGGAAAAGAAGAAGGAAGAGAGCAAGAUGCAUGCUGUCUUCCCCUGCGUGCUCAGCCCUAUCCAGGUCUUCAACAAGAAGGAUCCCAUUGUGGUGGGCGUGGACGUUGUGGAAGGCAGCCUGCGGCCAUUGACACCGAUUGCGGUAGUAAAGACGAAUCCGGUAACGGGCGUGAAAGAAAUCAUUACAUUGGGCAGAGUAUCAUCCAUCGAGCGCGAACACAAGGCCAUCCCCGUCUGCAAAAAGGGACAGCCGUCAGUGGCAGUCAAGAUUGAAGGACCCAAUCAACCCAUGUACGGACGACAGCUGGAAGACAAGGAUACUCUGUACUCUCUGAUUUCUCGCAAGUCAAUCGACACGCUGAAGGAGUUCUACCGAGAUGAGGUGACGCGGGAUGAAUGGGCAUUGCUGAAGAAGCUCAAGCCGGUUUUUGACAUUCCUUAGACGAAGAGAGCACGAUGUGACGGUAUAUGACAUAGUGCAAGAAGGGCGUUUGGAGGACGGACGAAAAGCAUGACAUGACAUUUGCAUUUUUGGGCUGGAUGGAUGAGUAUGAGUUACUGAGGGCAUGGCCAUGGGCGGAGUACUGGACUUGAUCAAGUUGUUCAGUGCUGUAGCGCUUGUCUCUGCUCUCUCUAUUGAAACCUUUCCUCGUUAGUCGUCCAGAGAUCCAUUCCGUGGCUUUGUAGUGGUUGAAUAGAGUGUCACCCGACAAUGGAUCAAGACCACAAUUAAUAUCAUUCCACUCGG